Molecule: messenger RNA, 1080 nt
Organism: Annulohypoxylon truncatum
Lineage: Eukaryota; Fungi; Ascomycota; Sordariomycetes; Xylariales; Hypoxylaceae
Exons: 4
Coding region: 212-934 (240 amino acids)
Cellular component (GO): mitochondrion
Molecular function (GO): acetylpyruvate hydrolase activity
Source: RefSeq, a predicted model, not a curated record
CCGUCGUUAGCGACUCGUAGCGGCUCAUAACGGCUCAUAUGGCUUUUCAGAAGCCGAACAUCGGGACAUUGUUGUAUAGUCGUCGUCACUGAGACAUUGAAGCUCCAUCUCCGCAGACGUUGCCGAACAAGUUUGAAGGAUAUAAAAGCCCCUGGAUAAUUCGUAGUUGUGCGAGACGAAGGUUUCUUCGUCAUCACUCUCUUUGCAUACAAUGAAUGUUUUCCGUCGCAGUAUGGCGUCAGUGGCUUCUUUGAAACAGGCCGGCAAGGUCGUCUGCAUCGGUCGCAAUUAUGCGGACCAUAUCGCCGAGUUAAACAGUGCCAGGCCGAAGCAGCCUUUCUUCUUCCUGAAGCCUACAUCGUCGCUUCUGUUGCCCGGGGCUGGCCCCGUUAUUCGACCUAAGGGCGUAGACCUUCACUAUGAAGUGGAAUUGGCUCUCAUCCUGGGUAAGCAAGUGAAAGACCUUGCAGCGGACGAUGAGAAGGGAGCCUUAGACGCCAUUGAACACUAUGCUCUUAGCAUUGACAUGACCGCGAGAAACAUUCAAAAUGAGGCCAAGAAAAAGGGGCUGCCUUGGUCAAUCGCCAAGGGAUUCGAUACCUUCUUGCCAAUGAGCAAUCUCAUUGAGAAAUCGGCAAUUCCUAACCCUCAUGCCAUAGAUAUCUAUCUCACCGUCAACAACAAGGUCCAGCAGGCAGAUUCCACCGAACUCAUGCUUUUCCAGAUCCCAAGGGUACUGAGCGACAUCUCUAAGGUUAUGACCCUUGAGAAGGGAGACAUUAUUCUCACCGGAACACCGAAAGGUGUUGGGCCGGUCGUGCCAGGCGAUGUCAUGCGAGCCGGCAUUAAGGUCAACGGUAAAGAAAUCGAGGAGAGCAAGAUUGAGGUCGCAGUUGAGGAAUCAACGAGCUCAUACGAGUAUUCGGAGACAUAAAUUUACUUACUAAGCUGGUCUUGUCAUGAUCUAGUGAAUGGCUUACAAUUCCAUCCCUUACAUAGUCCUUCUACAUUGAUCUAACCUAUAUAUAAAGUCAAAUAUUUCCCAACAAGCUAGAUCAGCCUUCGACCUAGUAUUGCAGC